Messenger RNA from Actinia tenebrosa (Australian red waratah sea anemone), 3426 nucleotides. RefSeq lists its product as uncharacterized. Gene Ontology annotation, molecular function: protein binding; G protein-coupled peptide receptor activity. Gene Ontology annotation, cellular component: plasma membrane. The record is from RefSeq and is a predicted model, not a curated record. Gene Ontology annotation, biological process: adenylate cyclase-activating G protein-coupled receptor signaling pathway; activation of adenylate cyclase activity; hormone-mediated signaling pathway. NCBI's taxonomy places the organism in Eukaryota, Metazoa, Cnidaria, Anthozoa, Actiniaria, Actiniidae.
UUGUCUGUAGGCGGUAACAGAAUAUCAGUCACUUUUGAUUCUGAAGGUCAGAAAACCGAGGUKAAGUACAGUAGACUCAACAUAUGGAGAAAUGUGUUGUCUGAGCAACAUAUACUCUAUAUGUCGUACGAAUGUGGAACAGAGACUGGAGACCUCUUACGAUGGAACGACUUCUUGAAUAUUCCUCUUAAAUCUAGUGAUAUUCAGAUUUACAAAUCAACUUGUCGAGGAAAGGAAGGAUCUGUUCAGAGCGUAAUUAGUCCAUUGCUUCCUGAGACGUCAAGCUUGGCAACGAUAGAGAGCCCGCGAUACGAGAGGUCAUCUAGUUCCUCUCUCAGAUGCUUAAAGUUUAAGUAUAAGAUCUGGGGAUCUGGAGCGAGAUCGUUGAAGAUAUAUCAAGAACUGGAUGACAAUGAACACACUAARAGACCCAUAUGGAUGGUCAAAGACWKUGAAGACAGUAGAUGGAGGGAUGGACAAGUAUCAGUAGUAGCAGUAUCUGUAUAUAAGCUUGUUAUCGAGGGAGAAAUGACAAAUAGGCCAGGGUUACUGUCUAUAGGGGCUUUAUACACUUCAGAGAGUACAAGUGAAUGUGUAUUAAAUCCACUAUCAGCGAGAGAAGCUUGUAACGAGAUUCUUACCGACGGAAAAGGCUACAUUAUGUCACCAUUUUAUCCUGAUUUCCAUGCAAAUGAUGAGAACUGUUCCUGGAUAAUCAAAGCCAGAAAAGGUCACGUGAUUCGUUUGGAAUUUAAAGCAUUUGAUUUGGAGUUGAGCCCGUGGUGUUUAGGUGACCACGUAGAAGUGUAUGAUGGAAACGUAGCCCUGUCGAGUUCUCGUAUUGGUCGCUACUGUGGAAGGAGAUAUCCACAAAUAAUCCAGUCACAAUCAAACAUGUUAAAAAUAGUAUUUCAAUCAAGCAAAUCCGGUGAAGGUCAAGGAUUCAAGAUUUACUAUCAGAUGAUAAAAGGUGCAAAUGGUGACAGCUGUAUUCAAGACUGCCCCUCUUCAUGUAACUGCCGGAGACUAGCAGAUGGCGGAAUCAUCAUGACUUCACAUAAACUACAGUCUAUUCCCAAGCGUCUGCCCAAGAAAACAAAUGCUAUAUUAUUUGGAGGGAAUAAGAUUUACCAAGUUGAAAGCAAUGCAUUUAUAAAACAAAGUUAUCUAUCUUUGAUCGACUUGAGCUAUAAUCGAAUAUUUUUGAUUGGAGAAAUGUCUCUUGUAAACCUACAUUCGUUAAAGACCUUACGGCUUAAUAGGAAUUUCAUCAAAGAAGUGCAGAAAAACAUGUUCAGUGGUGUCGGGGGACUUGAAGUAAUAGAUUUKGGACAAAAUUUGAUUUCAAGCAUUGAAAUGGAUACCUUUUCCGGUUUUCCAGCUCUCCGUGCUUUGAGCCUUCGCAGUAACAAAAUAAAGGAACUGCAUAAACUCACCUUCCAAAACAACACAAACUUAAGAUAUCUCUACCUUCAAGAUAACGUCAUCAAGAAGAUCCCUUAUGGUCUUUUCCAUCAGCAAAAAUAUCUUAAUGUUUUGUUUCUUCAUAAAAACAAAAUUGAACGUAUCGACAAGUCAUCUUUUGAAGGCCUUGGGAAACUACGAAAGCUGACAUUAAGGAACAAUUCAAUCAAUGAACAAACCGUGUCUAAAGAUGUCUUCAAUGAUCUGCGCGAUCUAGAAUACCUGUCAACAGACAGUUUCAUCAUAUGUUGCUAUGCAACCAAUUCCAUCUCAAACAUUCAAUGCGAAUCCCCUGGCAACGAGUUCUCAAGUUGUAAUGACAUGCUCAAAAGCAUUUACGUACAAAUCUGCAUGUGGAUCGAAGGUGUUUUCGCUGCCUUAGGGAAUCUGGUUGUCAUAAUAUGGUGGACAUUCCUUUUCACAAGACAAAGAAAAUCGCGAAGAAAGAUAAACAGAGUCCAAUCUUUGUUGUUUUGCCAUCUCGCGUUUGCUGAUCUUCUCAUGGGAGUAUAUCUUCUGUUCAUUGGAACUUACAAUGAAAUAUGGAAGGGAGAAUACUUUCUGCACGACGUGGAGUGGAGAGCUGGUGUCAAGUGUAAAAUAGCAGGCGUCAUUGCUACUUUGUCCAGCGAAGUCUCAGUCAUGCUUUUGGCUGCCAUAACAGCAGAUAGGAUGAACACAAUUCUCUUUAAAUUCUCAGCCAGACGCACCAGUUUUAAACUGGCUCAUGUUCUCUGUCUGUUUAUCUGGGUCAUUGGAUUCAUCAUGUCUUUCACUCCCCUUCUUGUUCCAAGCUACUUCAACGACAAGAUAUCGGGCUUCAGUUUUUACGGCCGUUCCACUGUCUGUCUGCCGCUACAGUUGUCCACCGAUCGUCCUGCUGGUUGGGAGUAYUCAGUUGCUGUUUUCAUUGGCUUCAAUGGCGCAGUUUUUUUCUUCAUUCUUGUUGGAUACAUCGCGAUUUUCGACAAAGUUCGCAAGUCUGGUCGAAAAGUGCGUAAAUCAUCAAAUAACGCGGAAUCCUCAUUGGGGAAGCGGGUUUUCUUUGUGAUUCUGACCRAUUUCUGCUGUUGGAUGCCAAUCAUGGUUCUUGGCGUGCUCUCUUUGAUGGGUAAAUUCAAUGACCCUUCUGUGUAUAUCUGGGUAGGAGUAUUCGUACUUCCCAUCAACUCAGCCAUCAAUCCAGUACUGUACACCUUCUCUUCCUCGCAAACGAUCAACAACAUUAGGUCACUCAGACGAAAGUGGUUGAAAGAUAAAGGGAGUAUUCGCUUAGACGGAAAACAUUUGUUCAGGAAAAGAAAGUCUGAACAAAGCAGUUCAGCAGUAACGACUGCAUUAACUCUUCUGAAAACGAACGACGAACCUUAUGGAGAUGAAGGCAAGAUAAAUGAAUCAGACAAAGCCUCGUCAUCUGCUGAACGACAAAUGCUAGUAAUAGCCGAGCGUCAGUUACUGGUGAAGGUUGACGAUGAAGAAAAGAAGAGUAUUAUGAGGUUGUUACUCAUGACGAGGUCACAGCCAUAAAUGGAUAAGCCAUUUAUUACCUAAACUUGUAGAUAGAUAAGAAGUUGGUACAAUUGCUCUGUAUCCAAUGUGGUACCCACUGUUCCCUCUGUUCCUGUGAGGCUGUUCGGUGCUCAUGACGAGGUCACAGCCACAGAUUAAGCCAUUACUUGUCAGCUUGCCUAACAAUUGUAGUUUGCUAAAAAUUGGAUAAAAAUGCUUUGUAUGUUGACAGAGCAUUAUAAGGCUGUUGCUCAUGACUAGGUCACAGCUAUAGAUUAAGGCAUUGUGCUUCUUGUACUUACCUAAAAUUGUAGUUUGAUAAGAAGUGAGUAAAUAUGCUUUUUAUGUCCUAAGCUAAAACAUUGUAUUGCCUAGUAAUAGGAAGAAAUGUCCGAUAAUUGUAUAAUAAUAAUAUGAUACUUCUGGUUAUUUAAAAGAUGUUGAUAGUUCAUA